GGAAAGGAUUUUCUCAGCCCCCAUCCCCAGCACUGCAUAUUGGCUGCACCCAUGAGAGCCUCAGCACUGUGAAGGUGCAGGGAGCAAAGGCCAAAAGAGCUCUGGCUUGAACUUGGGUGGUCCCUGCUGUGUGACUUGGGGCAUGGCCCUUAUCUGUGCUCAAAUGCUUCUGCGAAGAUUAAAGGCUAUCCUUUGUUGAUUUCCCCUUCUUACAUUUAAUCCUUGCAGGAGAAAGCUAAGCCUCAAGAUAGUUUGCUUCUCCUUCCCCCAAGGCCAAGGAGAAGGUGGAGCAAGGGCUGGGGUCAGGCAGGACAGGCUGAACAGGAACCCUGUGCUCUAAACAGUUAGGGUUUGUUUCCCAGGAACUAAACCCAAAGGAUCACCUGGUAUUCCCUGAGAGUACAGAUUUCUCUGGCGUGGCCCUCAAGGGACAGACAUGGCUCAACGGAUGACAACACAGCUGCUGCUCCUUCUAGUGUGGGUGGCUGUAGUAGGGGAGGCUCAGACAAGGACUGCACGGGCCAGGACUGAGCUUCUCAAUGUCUGCAUGAACGCCAAGCACCACAAGGAAAAGCCAGGCCCGGAGGACAAGUUGCAUGAGCAGUGUCGUCCCUGGAAGAAGAAUGCCUGCUGUUCUACCAACACCAGCCAGGAAGCCCAUAAGGAUGUUUCCUACCUAUAUAGAUUCAACUGGAACCACUGUGGAGAGAUGGCACCUGCCUGCAAACGGCAUUUCAUCCAGGACACCUGCCUCUACGAGUGCUCCCCCAACUUGGGGCCCUGGAUCCAGCAGGUGGAUCAGAGCUGGCGCAAAGAGCGGGUGCUGAACGUGCCCCUGUGCAAAGAGGACUGUGAGCAAUGGUGGGAAGAUUGUCGCACCUCCUACACCUGCAAGAGCAACUGGCACAAAGGCUGGAACUGGACCUCAGGGUUUAACAAGUGCCCAGUGGGAGCUGCCUGCCAACCUUUCCAUUUCUACUUCCCCACACCCACUGUUCUGUGCAAUGAAAUCUGGACUUACUCCUACAAGGUCAGCAACUACAGCCGAGGGAGUGGCCGCUGCAUCCAGAUGUGGUUCGACCCAGCCCAGGGCAACCCCAAUGAGGAAGUGGCGAGGUUCUAUGCUGCAGCCAUGAGUGGGGCUGGGCCCUGGGCAGCCUGGCCUCUCCUACUUAGCCUGGCCCUAACGCUGCUUUGGCUGCUAAGCUGACCUCCUUUUACCUUCUGAUACCUGGAAAUCUCUGCCCUAUUUAGCCCCAUAGCUCCCAACUAUUUGGUUCCUGCUCCCUGGUUGAGCCUCUGACAGCCACUUUGAAUAAACCGGACACCGCACAUGUGUCUUGAGAAUUAUUUGG
Messenger RNA from Rhinopithecus roxellana (golden snub-nosed monkey), 1355 nucleotides. It is a transcript of the gene FOLR1, whose product is annotated as folate receptor alpha. NCBI's taxonomy places the organism in Eukaryota, Metazoa, Chordata, Mammalia, Primates, Cercopithecidae. The coding region runs from base 437 to 1210 and encodes 257 amino acids. The transcript has 5 exons. Gene Ontology annotation, cellular component: external side of plasma membrane. The record is from RefSeq and is a predicted model, not a curated record. Gene Ontology annotation, biological process: cell adhesion; fusion of sperm to egg plasma membrane involved in single fertilization; sperm-egg recognition. Gene Ontology annotation, molecular function: signaling receptor activity.